Messenger RNA from Plasmodium vivax (malaria parasite P. vivax), 1422 nucleotides. RefSeq lists its product as hypothetical. Lineage: Eukaryota; Apicomplexa; Aconoidasida; Haemosporida; Plasmodiidae. The transcript has a single exon. Gene Ontology annotation, biological process: selenocysteine incorporation. Gene Ontology annotation, cellular component: ribonucleoprotein complex. Gene Ontology annotation, molecular function: mRNA 3'-UTR binding; selenocysteine insertion sequence binding; ribonucleoprotein complex binding. Bases 1 to 1422 code for a protein of 473 amino acids. The record is from RefSeq and is a predicted model, not a curated record.
AUGAACCCCCACAGGGAGAGGAUUCCCCACUUGGGGAGAGGCAACCCGCCUGAGGGACCGAUGGGCCCCCCUUUGAAAAGUGUAGCAAACAAAAAAACGGAACCCCGAAUGAACCAAACAGACAUCACCAAACAGAGGUACACCCAAAUCGGAGACAGAGUUGUGAAGAUCACCUUCACGAGCGAUAAAAAAAAACGAAAGGAAUAUAAAAAAAGAAAGCAAAUGAAUAUGCUCAUUAGCCAAAAAAGGAAAAAAAAAAAAGAAUUUGAAAAAAAGAAAAAGAUGCUCCGCAAGAUGAACCACAUGAUUGAGACGGAGCGGGAAAAAGGCAACGCCUAUUUUUUGCCCAAAAAUUUUAGACAAAAAAAAAAAACCAAGCGAAAGAGGCUUAUCCUGCUCGAGAAGGAAGCCAAGCAAAGCGUCUACAGUGACCUACUGGGGGGGAUUCAAAAUGGAUCUUUCGAGAGGAAACCCCAAACGGCACUGCCCCCAAUGGAGGGAUCACCAAACGGUGGCAGAGAAGGUUACAUAAGGUUUGUCGCUCGAAAAGCCAGGUGGAGGGCUAUGGGACCCACCGACUCGGCUAACUGUGGGUGGGGCCAAGCGAAUGAGGAGGGAGAGACGAGACGCGACUCAACGGAGGGGCACCACUUGGAAGGAGCCCCAACUGGCACAACGGGUGACGCAGCCCAAAUAGGCGAAGAAGUCGCCCGCGUGAAAAGGUUCCUUCUCCUGUGGGGCGGGAAGUUCCCAAGAGGGGGGGUGCUGAGAAGUGGGUCCGCCGAAUGGACGCGGAAGGGCGCAGUGAGGCCCCCCGCCAAGGAGGUACACUCCCAGACGGACGAAAUAAACGUGUCCACUCACUCCGCUGACCACGCUGACCAGGCUGACCGCGGAAGGGGAGACCCCCCCAGCAGGGAACUAAUAAAAGAGCGCAUCCUGCAAAGCGAAACAAUUAUGAGCUACAUACAAACCACCAGGGUGGAAAAAAAAACGUUCAUAAACGAGUACGUCGAUCAGGUGAUUACAGAAGAGCUAAACGGUAUGGUCAAAUCAUUUUUAGGGAAACUUUCAAAAUCUCAGGAGAAGCUCCAUUUGAUGAGGACGAAGAAGAAAAGGUACUACUUGGGUCUCCGGGAGAGCUACAGACACAUUUGUAUUGAUGACCCCAAGUUGGUUCUUCUGGCGCCGAACAUUGAGCCGAUGACGAACGGGGUGUUCGACGAGCAGGUGCAUAAAAUCAUUUGCAAGUGCCGGGAGAAGGGCAUACCCUUGGUCUAUGCCUUAAGCAAGAAUUUGCUCGGCAAGUGCAUUAACAAGUCAAGGCAGAGCGUGAUCUGCGUGGUGGACAAUGACUCCUUCAUACGGGAGUGCGACGCGAUUGUGCGGCUGGCGAGUUCGCUCCGGGGCAUGCAAAGUUAG